This is a messenger RNA of Trichomonas vaginalis G3, 552 nucleotides long. RefSeq lists its product as uncharacterized. The record is from RefSeq and is a predicted model, not a curated record. NCBI's taxonomy places the organism in Eukaryota, Parabasalia, Trichomonadida, Trichomonadidae. The coding region runs from base 1 to 552 and encodes 183 amino acids. The transcript has a single exon.
AUGAAUUUUUAUGAUAUUUACACCACAUUAAAUAUAAAUCCAGAUUCGCAGCAUUCUCUAGAAACCAUUUGCGAAUAUUGCAAGUGUUUAAAUCAGUUAGAAUCCCUUAAACAAGCUUUAUGGAAAAAACCAAGUCGCGUUCAAAUGCCAGGAGCCUUUCCUUUUGAUGAGGAAACAGGUAAAAUAUAUGAUGCUUUGUGGAAAGCUGCACAAGCCGAAAAUUAUUCAACAAUUGGUAAAGUCGGUCGAUGGAUGAUGAAGUUGAUUUGCCCUCCAGCAGAUGAUGAAGGUAUGGGUAGAUUCCAUGCAAAAUAUCACGAAGCUCCAGAAGACGAAACUCGUCCAGCACCAAAACCUCAAACAUCAACAUCAAAUUAUACACCAAGCGCUCCUUCCACUACAAAUACAGAAUCUGUUACUCAGCAACCAGAGCCAGAACCUUCUAACGAAGGAGAGUGGCAGAUUGAGGAAUCUCCAGCUCGCGAAGAAGUUCUUUCUAGGAAUAACACUGAGUCUGUCUCACGUCGUGCAGCAAGCAAGAAAGAUGAUUAA